This is a messenger RNA of Rhodamnia argentea, 1281 nucleotides long. RefSeq names its product cell division control protein 2 homolog. Lineage: Eukaryota; Viridiplantae; Streptophyta; Magnoliopsida; Myrtales; Myrtaceae. Gene Ontology annotation, molecular function: ATP binding; cyclin-dependent protein serine/threonine kinase activity; cyclin binding. The coding region runs from base 202 to 1086 and encodes 294 amino acids. Gene Ontology annotation, biological process: regulation of G2/M transition of mitotic cell cycle; regulation of meiotic cell cycle; G1/S transition of mitotic cell cycle. The transcript is spliced from 9 exons. Gene Ontology annotation, cellular component: cyclin-dependent protein kinase holoenzyme complex; nucleus; cytoplasm. The record is from RefSeq and is a predicted model, not a curated record.
ACUUGCAGGGCUCUCGAAUAAAAAGAAGGCGACGAACGCCAAAAACACGCGAAGACAGAGGCAAAAGCGGGCGAGUCCAAUUCACUACUCACCAGCUCGAACGCCAGCAGCAGCAGCAGCAGCAGCAGCAGCAGCAACCAACCGCCAUUACCGCCCCUCAGGUUGCUGUUGCUUUGCAAGGCGUCUUUGAACUGGACUGAAAUGGAACAGUAUGAGAAGAUCGAGAAGAUUGGGGAAGGAACUUAUGGCGUGGUCUAUAAGGCUCUUGAUCGCCUCACCAAUAAGACGAUAGCUCUGAAGAAAAUUCGAUUGGAACAGGAAGAUGAAGGAGUUCCGAGUACUGCAAUCAGAGAAAUCUCUCUCUUGAAAGAAAUGCAGCACGGAAACAUUGUCAAGUUGCAGGAUGUAGUGCACAGUGAGAGGCGUCUAUAUCUAGUUUUUGAGUACUUGGACUUGGAUUUGAAAAAGCACAUGGAUUCAUGUCCAGAAUUUUCUAAAGACACCCGCACGAUAAAAAUGUUCCUUUAUCAAAUCCUGCGUGGCAUUUCCUAUUGCCAUUCUCAUAGAGUUUUACAUCGAGAUUUGAAGCCCCAGAAUUUGCUGCUAGAUCGUCGUACUAAUUCAUUGAAGCUAGCUGACUUUGGGCUGGCCAGGGCUUUUGGUAUUCCUGUUAGGACAUUUACUCAUGAGGUGGUGACUCUCUGGUAUAGAGCUCCUGAGAUACUCCUCGGAUCCCGCCAUUACUCAACACCUGUUGACAUGUGGUCUGUGGGUUGUAUAUUUGCAGAGAUGGUGAACCGGCGGCCACUAUUUCCUGGGGACUCUGAGAUUGAUGAAUUGUUUAAGAUAUUCAGAAUAAUGGGCACGCCAAAUGAGGAUUCAUGGCCCGGAGUGACUUCUUUGCCUGAUUUUAGAUCAACCUUCCCUAAGUGGGCUCCACAGGACCUAAAAACUGUUACGCCGAAUCUUGAUCCAGCCGGAGUCGAUAUUCUUUCUAAAAUGCUCUGCAUGGAUCCUAGAAGAAGAAUAACUGCCAAGGUUGCUCUUGAGCACGAAUACUUCAAGGACGUCGGCGUCAUACCGUGAAAAUCGUUGCUUUACUCACUAGGUGAGGCGUGUCUAUAUGGAGUUUGUAGCAUAUUAAUGGGUUUUGAUGGUGUGAAAUGUGAAUCUUUGCAAUUCUUAACCGCAAUUUCUUACUUGAGUCAAAUACUGAGUCCUGUUGCACUUGGAUUUGGAUGUCUUAGCGAGCAAGUUCAUCUCGUAUCUCUUUGUGUCCAA